Messenger RNA from Halichondria panicea, 5288 nucleotides. RefSeq lists its product as uncharacterized. Gene Ontology annotation, biological process: exocytosis. Bases 67 to 5106 code for a protein of 1679 amino acids. The transcript has 10 exons. Lineage: Eukaryota; Metazoa; Porifera; Demospongiae; Suberitida; Halichondriidae. Gene Ontology annotation, cellular component: exocytic vesicle; plasma membrane. The record is from RefSeq and is a predicted model, not a curated record. Gene Ontology annotation, molecular function: neurexin family protein binding.
AUUGCAUCAUAAUAGCUGUCUAGACUUGCAUUGAGAAUUUAUACCAUACAGAAUAUAUCCAGCAAGAUGGAGAUAGAAAUGGAGCUCCUAGAGUCAAAGCCACCACCACCACUGCUACCUAACUUGCUGAUCCUUACUAAAGAAGAAAGGGCUACUCUGUACAGUGUAGUUGAAGCAGAUUUGAUGCUAGAAAUACAAGUUUUGAGAAAUGUUGGUCAGUCUCAAGUUCUUUCGAGUAACCCCUACUUCUUUAUGGGAUCACAUAUUGUGAAGGCUUGGCUGGAUGCUACAACUUCAGCGAUUAAUCACAAUGCAGAACUUGAGAAGAAGGCAUUUGUUGCUAAGAAAGAUAAUUCCAGCAGUGCUAAGAAUGAUGCUAAGCCGAGUCCACUUGUUGAACCCCCUAAAACCAAUCGAACUACUUCUAUACCUCAUAAGGCUGAAGAGAAAAGUUUGCUCAUCUUUCACCCAGCUGAAAAGGACAAUCCCACUAUCAUUGAAACAGCUGAGUAUUGCCCGACUAGUAUAGCCAUUGAUCAGCCAAUGGAAGACGAUAGUCUAAUCGUUGUACGCCCAGCUGAAGAAAACAAUCCAACAAUCAUCAACACAGCUGAAGAGAAUAGCCCAAUUAUCCUUCACCCAGCUGAAGAGAACAGUCCAACUAGUGAUAACCGGGCUGAAGAGAACAGUCCAACUAGCGAUCGCCCAGCUGAAGAAAACAAUCCAACAAUCAUCAACACAGCUGAAGAGAAUAGCCCAAUUAUCCUUCAACCAGCUAAAGAAAACAGUCCAACUAGUGAUAACCGGGCUAAAGAGAACAGUCCAACUAGCGAUCGCCCAGCCGAAGAGAACAAUCAAACCAAUAAUUAUUGCCCAGCUGAAAAAGAUAGUCUUGUCAUUGAUCACUCAGUAGAAGACAGUAAUCCAACUAUUGUACGCCCAGCUGAAGAGAAAAAUUCAACUAGUGAUCACCUAGCUGAGGAGAAUAGUCCAAUCAUGUAUCAGGGCAGUACAACAAGUGAUAAUCGGGCGGAAGAGAGCAAUCCAACCAAUAUCGACACAGCUGAAAAGAACUUCCCAGGUGAAGAAGAUAGUCUCAUCAUUGAUCACUGUAGUCCAAUCAUUGUACGCCCAACUGAAGGAAACAAUCCAACUAGUGAUUGCUCAGCUGAAGGUCGCCCAACUGGAGAAAAUUGUCUUACCAUUGAUAACUCGGCUGAAGACAAUUGCCCGACAAUCAUCAUUCACCCAGCUGAUGAGAAUAUCAUCCACGACCCAGCUGAAGAGAACAUUCCACCCACCAGUGAUGGUACAGCUGAAAGUAACAACAGUUCUAUCAUAGAUAACUCAGCUGAAAAUAACAAUUUUCACCAAUAUGAAGAAACCGUUAUUCACACAGCUGAUUAUGAGGCAACAAUCAUACAUGUUCAAGAAGGUGUAUGUGAAAGCAAAGGAGAAAAUCAGCAAUGUGCCGAAAAAAGAGAGGAUAUUUUUAGUUCAGAAGAACAGAACUUACCAGAUAUUGAAGUCUUGAGUGAUGGGAAUCACAGUAAGGAUGUGCCAGCAAUUAUAAAUGAGCGCCGCUCCCAUACAUACCUUGACCUAAGUGACACACCUCAGCACAAAAAGGAAUCUAUCGAAGAAAGCCAUCCUCUGAGUGACCCGGAAUCAGCUCAUUACACAUCUGUUAUAGAAAGCCCUGAAGCUAAAGGGAGCACUCAAAGCCUUCCCCCUACAAUGUCAGAGGACCUGAUACUGCCACAAUCUUUAACAAGAAGAGUUUCUUCUCAGAGUGUCAAUUGGUCAUCAUAUCUUACAAGAAAAUAUUUUAGGGGUGAUUACACAAUCAGCGGUGACAUGUACAUACGAAUAAAGCAUGUUAAGGAAACACUGUAUGUUACAAUAGUUGAGGCAAGAAAUCUGGCUGCGACUGACAAGAAAGGACACUGCAACCCUUACGUCAAACUAUACCUCCUCCCUGAUCUGAAGACAUCAAAAAGAAAGACUAGAAUCGAGAAAAGAAGCCUGAACCCAUUUUUCAACCAAACAUUUGAGUAUCCAUUACCCAAGGAGUUGCUCGGCACCAGGGCUGUCUGGCUGUCUGUGUGGAACAAGACCAAACUGAGUCAACUAUUUCUAGGAGAAAUUUGCAUUCCUCUUGCUGCAACAAAAUUGCCCCAAAAAACGUACAAGCAAUGGCAACCUCUUGAAGACUACUCUGAAUCAGAUACAAGUCAGGACACAGACAUACUCAUUUCAAGCCACAAAUCCUCCCCUCAUCUAGCAGAAAAAGAAAACCCGGUCGAUCUUCAGCAAGCUGUUGAACAGGGGGGUCAUGUGCACCCAAAACCAGAUGACUUGUUCCUAACUGAAGGAGUUUGUCCACCCAAUCCUCACCCAGAGAAGAAUGCAGCUAAUGUAGAUGAAGAUGAAGCUAGUGUCAGCCACCCUGCUGAAGAGAGCAUCAUUCACCCUCCAAUCAGCCCAGCUACCCAAUCUCCAGCUGAUGACAAGAGUUCACCAAUCCAUGAUCACCAAGCUGAGGACGAGUUUUCGAUUAAUCUAGACCUAGCUGAAGAGCAAACAUUAGCAAACAUUAAAGAAAUAAGCCCAGAGUUACUUACCGAAGGGAAUAAUUCUGUUGACAUUCUCAAAGCAGAGCUAAAAAGCCUAAAUGAGGGUGAAAUGGAUUCGCUGGUGAACAACAAUAGUAUAGAAUCAAAACUGCCAGAGCAGCAAGAUUUUAGAACUGAAGGCAAUUCCUGGCAUAAGAGAGAACAGAAAUUACCAGGAAUACAAAUUCGAACUGACGAACGAGGUGCUCAAAUAGUGCGACCUGUUAGCAAUGUUUAUGCGAUUGAAAAUGAAUACUCAAUACAUAUCUCGGAUACAGCAUCUGACUUAGAAAACACACCUACACACGAUCGCAAAGAGUUGCCCACAGGAGCAAGAACUCCUUUUAGUGAUGCAGAAUUUGAUUACACACCACUGUCUAAUAAGUUUCUUGCAGCUGAUGAUUUCAAAGGAAGCACCCGCAGCCUUCCUCCUACCCUACCAGCUGAGCUGUCCUUGCCACAGACCUUGAGGCAAAGAUCGUCUUCUAACUAUCAGCUGUCUAUUGGUGGAUCACCACAUCUUACAAGAAAACUUUCAAAGUACACGAUUUCUCCCCAAUCUGAGCAAGGACAAAUCUUUGAUGUGAUCAUCAACAGACCAUCUAGGGGCGAUUACACGAUCAGCGGCGACAUGUACAUACGAAUAAAGCAUGUUAAGGAAACACUGUAUGUUACAAUAGUUGAGGCAAGAAAUCUGGCUGCGACUGACAAGAAAGGACACUGCAACCCUUACGUCAAACUAUACCUCCUCCCUGAUCUGAAGACAUCAAAAAGAAAGACUAGAAUCGAGAAAAGAAGCCUGAACCCAUUUUUCAACCAAACAUUUGAGUAUCCAUUACCCAAGGAGUUGCUCGGCACCAGAGCUGUCUGGCUGUCUGUGUGGAGCAAGACCAAACUGAGUCAACUAUUUCUAGGAGAAAUUUGCAUUCCUCUUGCUGCAACAAAAUUGCCCCAAAAAACGUACAAGCAAUGGCAACCUCUUGAAGACUACUCUGAAUCAGAUACAAGUCAGGACACAGACAUACUCAUUUCAAGCCACAAAUCCUCUCCUCAUCCAGCAGAAAAAGAAAACCCGGUCGAUCUUCGGCAAACUGUUGAACAGGGGAGUCAUGUGCACCCAAAACCAGAUGACUUGUUCCUAACUGAAGGAGUUUGUCCACCCAAUCCUCACCCAGAGAAGAAUGCAGCUAAUGUAGAUGAAGGUGAAGCUAGUGUCAGCCACCCUGCUGAAGAGAGCAUCAUUCACCCUCCAACCAGCCCAGCUACCCAAUCUCCAGCUGAUGACAAGAGUUCACCAAUCCAUGAUCACCAAGCUGAGGACGAGUUUUCGAUUAAUCUAGACCUAGCUGAAAAGCAAACAUUAGCAAACAUUAAAAAAAUAAGCCCAGAGUUACUUACCGAAGGGAAUAAUUCUGUUGACAUUCUCAAAGCAGAGCUAAAAAGCCUAAAUGAGGGUGAAAUGGGUUCACUGGUGAACAACAAUAGUAUUGAAUCAAAACUGCCAGAGCAGCAAGAUUUCAGAACUGAAGGCAACUCCUGGCAUAAGAGAGAACAGAAAUUACCAGGAAUACAAACUGACGAACGAGGUGCUCAAAUAGUGCGACCUGUUAACAAUGUUUAUGCGAUUGAAAAGGAAUACUCAAUAUAUCUCUCAGAUACAGAAUCUGACUUAGAAAACACACCUACACACAAUCGCAAAGAAUUGCCCACAGGAGCAAGAACUCCUCUUAGUGAUGCAGAAUUUGAUUACACACCACUGUCUAAUAAGUUUCUUGCAGCUAAUGAUUUCAAAGGAAGCACCCGCAGCCUUCCUCCUACCCUACCAGCUGAUGAGCUGUCCUUGCCACAGACCUUGAGGCAAAGAUCGUCUUCUAACUAUCAGCUGUCUAUUGGUAGAUCACCACAUCUUACGAGAAAACUUUCAAAGUACACGAUUUCUCCCCAAUCCGAGCAAGGACAGAUCUUUGAUGUGACCAUCAGUAGACCAUCUAGGGGCGAUUACACGAUCAGUGGGGACAUCUACAUACGAAUAAAGCAUUCAAACGAAACACUGUAUGUUUCAAUGGUUGAGGGAAGAAAUCUGGCUGCGACUGACAAGAAAGGACACUGCAACCCUUACAUCAAACUAUACCUCCUUCCCGAUCUGAAGACAUCAAAAAGAAAGACUAAAGUUGACAAAAGGACCUGUAAUCCUCUGUACAACCAAACAUUUGAGUAUCCAUUACCCAAGGAGUUGAUCGAUACUAGGACUGUCUGGCUGUCCGUGUGGAGCAAGACCAAACUGAGUCAACUAUUUCUAGGAGAAUCAUGCAUUCAUCUCGCUUCAACCAGCCUACCAAGCACAACGUACAAGCAAUGGCUAUCUCUUGAAGACUACUCUGAAUCGGGAUCAGACAUGCCUAGUAAAACAUGUCUAGAGACAGAAGCAUCAGCAUCAAGUUCAAUACACACAGGUCAAGCUAGUGUCACUAUCCCCCAGCGUGAUCUAUGAGGAAUGCACACCUGAAAACCUUGUCUAAUGCAAUGUUGUAAUGUUUGUAUCACAUAAUAAUUAUAUAUAAUCAUGUAGCACAAAAACAACUGAUUUAGAAACUAGAAAUGUAUUAUGUAUCAAGAAUCAGUCACGAUCAUCAGUCCUUGUUCUUCUUUUCUUUGUUGCCGGUGAAAACAAAU